AUUGCAUUGCUACACUUUCUAAUUUCUAGUUUGGUUUAUCAACCAGAAAUAUUUAAAUGCAUAGGACUGCGUCUGGAAUCACUAAGUUUUCACAGAGAUUACAACUAAUUAGGUUUCAAAAAGUAUACCAAAUUAAACGCAGGAUGAACACGUUUUCAAUGUUGAAGGAAAAUAUCAACGAUAAAACUGAAACAUGGAGGAACGAGGAGGAGGAAGAAGAGGAGGAUGAGAUAAAGAAAGGGGAGUGGUGGGUGCCACAUCCUCGUACAGGAAUAUAUUUUCCAAUAGGGCAAGAAAGAGUUAUGAAUGACAUACCAAAUGGUGCAGCCUCUCUUCCCCAGAAUUAUUGGUUAAGGAGUGAAGAUGGUGUUGAAAAACCCGACCCGGAUUUUCCCAUUGCCUAUAAACAUCACUAAUUAUAGGCAACGUUAUUAUUACUUAGAUAAAUAAAGAGGAAAUCUCUUAAGAUUUGGGAUCUUCCAAAAAUAACUAGUGCUCUUGUUAUAUUGGUGUUAUAUAUAUAUAUAUGCACUAUUACCAGUAGUAAUAAAUAAGAUACGUAGCAAAAUAUGUAUUAUAACAUGGUUUCAUAAGUAAUCCACUAUAUAUAUCCAAUAUCCAUGCAUGCAUGUUGGAAAAGGAAAA
This is a messenger RNA of Solanum dulcamara, 645 nucleotides long. RefSeq lists its product as uncharacterized. NCBI's taxonomy places the organism in Eukaryota, Viridiplantae, Streptophyta, Magnoliopsida, Solanales, Solanaceae. The record is from RefSeq and is a predicted model, not a curated record. Bases 57 to 416 code for a protein of 119 amino acids. The transcript is spliced from 2 exons.